AUGGGGGCCGCCAUCAUGAAGACCUGCUUCGUCGGGGAACCCAUCGAGGCCCCGCGCCGCCACCACCACCAGCAGCGCAUGUCGCACCACGACGCACGCCGCCGCUACGAGCAGCAGUGCACGCGCUCGCUGGCCAAGACCAUGCCUUCCUCGGCCACGCUGGUCACGCCGCACACGCGCCGCUUGGACCGCCGCUAUGCUGUUGGGCUCGAGUCGCCCGACAAGGAGCUGCUUAUGAAGAAAUACGCACCCCGUCGUGGGAUGGAGCUGCCGCAAACGGCCGUGCAUUUGCAGAAACUCGGCCAGGACGUGGCCAAACUCAGGAAGAGUCUGGCCAGCUCCGUGUCGUCCGAGGCUGCCACUAUGUCGGAGAGUUCGUUCGUUGCCGACUCGCCCUCGCACGCUGUAAGCCCAGUGCGCCGCUCCAGCCCAACCGGCCGUACGUCGGCCGCAGGAUUCCGUACACUCCUACCGGACGAAUACGUUCUCGAGUGCGUGGCCGGUAAAGGAACCACCUCGACAUGCUACAAGUGCAAACGUAAGACCGACGGCCGCCGCUUCGCCUGCAAGAUCAUCGAAAAGAGGAAGCUGGCCCCAUCUGCCCGGAAGAGAAUGGAGGUGGCCGCUCAAUUACGCCGCGAGGUGGACGUACUGCAACGCGUGGACCACCCACACAUUGCCAAACUGGAGCAAUCUUUCGAAGACGACAACUACCUGAUCCUCAUCAUGGAGCUCAUGGAGGGCGGUGAGCUGUUCGACGCCAUCGUAGACAAGGGCCGUUUCUCGGAGCACGAGGCCGUCCAUGUGGCCCGCUGUAUCCUCUCCGCUAUUCAACACAUGCACGAGCGCGGCGUCGUUCACCGCGAUCUCAAGCCGGAGAACAUGCUUCUAGCCGUGUCCACGCGUCGAGGACGUCGUCAAGAUGUGGCCAACCCGCUGAACAUCAAGAUCAUUGACUUUGGUUUCGCUAAAAUCCUUAAAGAGGGCGCGACGUCCACGUCCUUCCUGGGCACAGGAGGCUACUUGGCCCCUGAAAUUUUACUGCGACAGCCAUACGGCACCUCGGUGGACAUGUGGUCCUUUGGGGUCUUGAUCUACUUGCUGCUUUGUGGCCGACUACCAUUUGCAGCCACCACGCAACUACGACCCAACCAGAAGAUUCAAUCGCUGUACAAACUCACCUUCCCGAAGAGGUACUGGCGCGGGGUAAGCCCCGUGGCCAUCGAUUUCUUGCAGCGCGUGCUGGUACUCAACCCGUCCGCGAGACUUACAGCCACUGAGGCACUCAACCACCCAUGGCUUCGGUGUUAA
Messenger RNA from Phytophthora infestans T30-4, 1311 nucleotides. RefSeq names its product protein kinase, putative. NCBI's taxonomy places the organism in Eukaryota, Oomycota, Peronosporomycetes, Peronosporales, Peronosporaceae. The coding region runs from base 1 to 1311 and encodes 436 amino acids. Gene Ontology annotation, molecular function: protein kinase activity; ATP binding. Gene Ontology annotation, biological process: protein phosphorylation. The record is from RefSeq and is a predicted model, not a curated record. The transcript has a single exon.